CAUAUCAAUAAUAUUUCCAUUUUCAUAGUACUGUAUUGUUUUUUGUGCUCCAAAUCAUAAAUUUCAACACCGCCGCAGAAGAGUUAUCAAAGCAAAGAGGCCAAGGGAAAAGAAGCAAUGACCAGCAAAGAAGGAAUCGAUAGCAAUCCUGUCGAGAGGGAAGACAUAGAGGAAGCAAUCGAMACUGCUAUUGUGAAGCGAAAGGACGACGACGAUAGUUGUAAGGACGAGGAUUGUGACCGUCAUGAAGUCGAUGAAACAAACCCACCCUACCUCGACUUUAUCAGAGCAAAAACGAAGGGAUGGGGAUGGAUCAUAUGCAGCGCUGUGAUCGUCGCCUAUUCGCUGGCUGCAUUCAUCCUAGAUUUUCGACGUGCACUAUUCCUCUUCGUUGUCGAGGUUUUGGUGGUGACUCUUGUUGCCUUUCAAUACGUCACGGAUCGCUUUUGCCUGGAACAAAAGACCCGAAUCAUGGACUCGAUCAUCGACUGGUUYGUCGAGGAUCUCGAAGAGAGCAAGAUUGCCGCGGGUGUGCUACUAGUUGCUAUGAUCGCCAUCAUCGGGGUCAUGACCAGGGACCCCAUGAAUCUCGUCAGUGCCAGUGGGUUGGUCGUCUUCUUGGGUUUAUCGUGGCUCACCAGCUACAAACCCUGGAGCGUCCGCUGGAGGCCAGUAAUCUCGGGAGUCUUUUUGCAAUUCUUGCUGGGGGUUCUCAUUUUGCGGGUGGAACCGAUUGCGCAAGCCUUUCAGUGGCUGGGCGAUCAGGUUGCCAUCUUCUUAAAUUACACCAAUUUCGGGGCCAUGUUCGUUUAUGGCUUCCUAGCCGACUCGAGCCUGAACGAGACCCCUCUUGCGACGGCAGACGGGGGUGAAUACUAUUUGUACCCRCCCUUUUAUUUUACCGUCCUCAGUGUCAUAUUUUUCUUUUCCUCCGUCGUUUCCAUUCUAAGCUACAUCGGCGUGAUCGGAUACCUCGUCAAGAAAGUUGGCCUGACACUUGCCAUGCUGAUGGGUACCUCAGGACCGGAAACCUUUAACUGUGUGGCUAAUAUGUUCUUGAGCAUGACAGAAUCGCCACUGCUYAUCCGGCCCCUCCUCUCGGAGGUAACGGAAUCAGAACUCCAUGCCGUUAUGACGGCCGGCUUUGCCUCGGUGGCUGGGUCCGUCCUGGCGGCCUACAUUUCAUUCGGGGCCUCCCCAAGUGACCUAUUGGCGGCUUCCAUCAUGUCGGCUCCAGCAGCUCUGGGAAUUUCAAAGUUGAUCUAUCCCGAGACCACCGUUCGGCGCGAUCGGGAGUCCCUCUUCGACCUGGAAAUGGCCAAGUCCGUGGAUCCCAAUAUUGUGGCYGCCGCCUCGAGUGGCGCAUCGCUCGCCGUGGACAUGGUCCUCCAGAUCGGUGGGCAAUUGAUUUCCAUCGUGGCUCUGGUAGCWAUGGUCGAUGGAUUUCURAGYGGAAUCGGGAAGCUGAUCGAUGUGUCUUUGUCCUUCAACCUUAUCUGCAGUUACAUCUUUUAUCCAUUUGCAUUUCUUAUGGGGGUUCCCAUGGCCGAUUGUCUUCARGUUGCGUCCCUGAUCGGCACAAAGAUUGUAGUCAACGAAUUUGCCGCCUAUGCCCAGCUCGGGGUAAUGAUCCGCGARGGAAGCCUCUCGGCRCGAUCCAUCACCAUUGCCACCUAUGCGCUGUGUGGCUUUUCGAACAUAGCAAGCAUAGGCGUCUCGGUGGCAGUCUUGUCGUCGCUGACGGAACCCAGAAUGAAGCCAAUUAUUGUUAGACUUGUCACCUCGGCGAUGAUUGCUGGCAAUACGGCGUGCUUCAUGACGGCAUGUGUGGCAGGUUUGUUUUACACCUCGUCCAUCGCUUCCGAUCCAAACAACAUCGACCCAUUGGUGGACCAGGCUGGGAAUAUGACCGCCCUCUGAGCACGGUCGAUUUAUGUUCCAGGAGUAGGCCAGCCAGUUUUUGGGACAGGCUGUGAAGCCGAGGAAUGUCCUGGAGGGACUACUCGCAUGCCACAAUUGUGAUGGAGGUGAUGACACGGUAUGUGAAUAUGUGUUGUAGGAAGCCAUUCAUUUGAGAAUUAUAUUAAUGUACAAAUCUAUCCGUGCAGUCAAUGAUAUGUACACGAUGAUGAAAUCAACGUAAUCAAACUACUUUUAGUUU
Messenger RNA from Pseudo-nitzschia multistriata, 2161 nucleotides. The record is from the annotation of a GenBank genome assembly. NCBI's taxonomy places the organism in Eukaryota, Bacillariophyta, Bacillariophyceae, Bacillariales, Bacillariaceae.